Messenger RNA from Endocarpon pusillum Z07020, 3132 nucleotides. RefSeq lists its product as uncharacterized. Gene Ontology annotation, cellular component: clathrin-coated vesicle; actin cortical patch. Lineage: Eukaryota; Fungi; Ascomycota; Eurotiomycetes; Verrucariales; Verrucariaceae. The coding region runs from base 1 to 3132 and encodes 1043 amino acids. The transcript is spliced from 10 exons. Gene Ontology annotation, molecular function: clathrin light chain binding; clathrin-cargo adaptor activity; actin filament binding. Gene Ontology annotation, biological process: actin filament organization; endocytosis; clathrin coat assembly. The record is from RefSeq and is a predicted model, not a curated record.
AUGUCGAGGACGGAAACGGAUCUUGCGCAGAACAUUCGAAAGGCGACGAGUAUAGAGGAAACAGCACCAAAACGGAAACAUGUUCGAGCUGCCAUCGUCUAUACGUGGGAUCAUAAGACUUCUCAGUCAUUUUGGGCGGGCAUGAAAGUGCAACCUAUAUUGGCAGAUGAGAUACAAACAUUCAAAGCACUUAUUACCAUACACAAAGUCCUACAAGAAGGCCACCCAGUCGUUCUCAAGGAGGCCCAGCAGAAUAUUAAUUGGGUGGAAAGUCUGGCUAGAGGAGUGAACGGGGAGGGUCUGCGAGGCUAUGGCCCGCUGAUCCGCGAAUACGUUUUCUUUCUCCUGGCAAAGCUUGCCUUCCACCGACAACAUCCUGAAUUCAAUGGGCUGUUUGAGUACGAAGAGUAUAUCAGCCUGAAAUCAAUCAACGAUCCGAAUGAAGGAUACGAAACGAUAUCAGACUUGAUGACACUUCAGGAUCAGAUUGAUGCUUUCCAGAAGCUGAUCUUCUCACAUUUCCGAGGCGGCGCCAACAAUGAGAGUAGAAUCGCUGCACUGGUCCCUCUUGUGCAAGAAAGCUAUGGCAUCUACAAAUUUAUUACCAGCAUGCUGCGGGCGAUGCACACGACCACUGGAGAUGACGAUGCCCUUGAGCCUCUGAGGGGACGUUACGAGGGCCAACAUUAUCGACUUGUUAGAUUCUAUUACGAAUGUUCAAACCUGAGAUAUCUGACUAGUUUGAUCACUGUACCGAAACUGCCUCAAGAGCCACCAAACCUGCUUGCAGAGGAUGACGAGAAACCCGCUCUACCAAAAAGGCCAGCAAAGGAGGUCGAAAAACCGCCAUCGCCGGUGCCUGCGAAGGCGGUGGCAGAUCCUGAACCUAUCAAUGACUUCUGGACAAAUGAAGCUAGAAGACAACAAGACGAGUAUGAAGCAGAACAGAGGCGGCUGCAGCAGCAAUGGGAAGAGCAGCAGCGGCAACAGAUGCUUGCCCAACAGCAAGCGCAACGAGAGUUUGAAGAGCAACAAAGAUUACAAGCUGAACAGCAAAGACUAGCACAAGAAGCUUUGAUGCGGGAUCAGUAUCAAGCACAUACCCAAGGCCGCAUGGCUGAACUCGAGCGAGAAAACCUGAAUGCUAGAGCGCAAUAUGAGCGAGAUCAACUGAUGCUACAGCAGUAUGAUCGGAGGAUGAAGGAUUUGGAAGAACAGCUGAGCCAGCUCAACUCCAAUUACCAGAUGCAAAACCAAUCAAAAGACGAUCAGAUCCAGGCACUUCAGGCUCAAGUCAAUACUUGGAGAUCUAAGUAUGAGGCGCUCGCAAAAUUGUACUCCCAGCUCCGACAGGAGCAUCUUGAUUUGCUACAAACCACCAAGUCUCUCAAGCUAAGGGCUGCUUCAGCUCAAGAAGCAAUCGAGAGAAGAGAAAGAUUAGAGCGAGAAAUGAAGACGAAGAACCUAGAAUUGGCAGACAUGAUCCGAGAACGAGACAGGGCCUUGCACGAGAAAGAUCGGACAACAGGUGGCCAUCGCGAAGAGGUCGAGAAGCUGAAAAGAGAGCUUCGCUUCGCGUUAGAGAAGGCCGAAAACGCCGAAAAAGCGAAAGGCUCGGAGCUCUCUUCAAUGCUAGCCAAGUACAACCGGGAAAUGGCCGAUUUGGAGGAAGCACUUCGAAACAAGACCAGAAUACUGGAUGACAUCCGUUCCAAACAUAGUGAACGCGAUGGUGAUCUCGAGACUCAGAUGAAGGAGAAAGAUGAUGAAAUUGAGAUCUACAAGUCAGGCAUGGAGCAGGCCCUGGAGGAACUCGAAGAGCUCAAGCUUACCAAGGGGGACGACGAGGGUGCCCUGGAUGGAGCUAUCGACACUGUGCUGCAAAGCAGCGUUGCAAAGAUCAACGACAUCAUCGAUUCCGUAUUGCAAAGUGGAGUACAACGAGUCGACGAUGCAUUGUAUGAAUUGGAUUCUACCAUGCAAGCAGGAAACCAAAACGCCACACCACCCUACGUUCUCUCGCAAAUCGAGAAGGCCUCGUCUAGCGCCACCGAGUUCUCGACUGCCUUCAACAACUUCAUCGCCGAUGGCCCGAACAGUCCUCACGCGGAUAUCAUCCGCACUGUCUCCAUCUUCGCUGCCUCCAUAGCCGACGUCCUCUCCAAUACCAAGGGCCUCACCCGCUUCGCCACCGACGACAAAAAGGGUGAACAAGUCAUCAACGCAGCGCGCCAAUCCGCAACCUCAACUGUCACCUUCUUCCGGGGCCUCCAAUCCUUCCGCCUGGAAGGUCUCGAACCUACCCAAAAAACCGACGUGGUAGUAAACAACAACCACGAAGUCCUGAUGAACCUGCAAAAGCUCUCCAAGCUCGUCGACACAUUCACUCCCGCCAGCAGCAAGAUCAACACAUCCAAUGCCUCCGGCGAUCUGGGUGAUCUGGUGGACUCGGAAAUGACCAAGGCCGCCGACGCCAUCAACGCGGCAGCUGAGCGGCUCGCUAAACUCCGCAAAAAGCCUCGUGAGGGCUACUCCACCUACGAGCUCCAGAUUCAUGACUCCAUCCUCGAAGCCGCCGUGGCCGUCACUAACGCCAUCGCGCAACUCAUCAAAGCCGCCACGGCGUCGCAGCAGGAGAUCGUCAAGGAAGGGCGCGGCUCCAGCUCGCGAACGGCCUUCUACAAGAAAAACAACCGGUGGACCGAAGGGCUCAUCUCGGCCGCGAAGGCCGUCGCCUCAUCCACCAACACGCUGAUCGAGACAGCGGACGGCGUCAUCUCCGGGCGGAACAGUCCCGAGCAGUUGAUCGUGGCGUCAAAUGAGGUGGCAGCUGGUGGCCGCGUCGCGGGUCAAGGCGACGUUCAUGUCCAAGACUCAGGAACAGUUGGAGCAGGCGAGCAGGAGGGUGGGCGCGGCCUGUCGCGCGUUGGUGCGCCAGGUCCAGGAGAGAUCAUCAAGCAGAGGAGUCGGGAUGAGAAUGGUGCGGAUGGGCUGGAUUACACGAGCUUGAGUGGGCAUGAGUUCAAGGUCAGGGAGAUGGAACAACAGGUCGAGAUCCUGCAGUUGGAGAAUAACCUCGCGGCGGCGCGCGCGAGGUUGGGCGAGAUGAGGAAGAUUUCUUAUCGCGAGUAA